GAAGCAGCCAAAUGGGCGAGAGGUACGCACGCAAGCAAGAGACUGGCUGAGAACUUUGGAAACAGCGCAACCAUCAAAGCACCCGGAUACGCAGUCCUCAUAGAAAACGCACCGCUCUACUUCAACCCCGACGACGACGACGAGGUCACCAAGGUAGCAAGAGCGAACGGCUGGGAAGAACAGGACAUCAUCCGAGUAAGAUGGAUCAAAGACCCAACCAGGCGACACCCGCAACAAACGUCUGCGCACCUCGCCGCAACGCUGCGCACGGAGAAGAUCGCUAACGAAGCUAUCGGAUUCGGAAUCACAGUGCGCGGAAAGAGAUGCAUAGUUCGGAGACUGAUCAAAGAAAUCACCAGAUGCAACAAAUGCCAGCUCAUCGGCAGACACUUCGCGGCGCAGUGCCAGUCAGUACACGACACUUGCGGAACAUGCGGCAGCAUCGAACACGCCACGAAGGCUUGCGACCUCGCCAACGAUCGCGAGAAGCACUACUGCGUCAACUGCCGAACGAAAGGACACGCGUCAUGGAGCCGCGACUGCUCGACCUUCAAAGCUAAGAACCGGGAAUACCAAGCACGGAACGCUGAAAACGAUUACAGGUUCUUCGUCACCGACACUCCGGAUACGUGG
Messenger RNA from Punctularia strigosozonata HHB-11173 SS5, 633 nucleotides. RefSeq lists its product as uncharacterized. The record is from RefSeq and is a predicted model, not a curated record. Lineage: Eukaryota; Fungi; Basidiomycota; Agaricomycetes; Corticiales; Punctulariaceae. The annotation marks the transcript as partial. The transcript has a single exon.